GCACACGGCGGCGGCGCGCUCGAUGGUCUCUGCCCUAAUGCGGGAGUCCGGGAGAGAAGGCGCUGCAGAAGGAUGGGAGCUGUGCGGGGAGGUGGCGGCGGAGGAAGAGGGAUCUGGUAGUCCGACGGCUGGCGCGGAUCCCCAGUAGAGGCUUCGGGGAGCCGGGCGGGAUGAGACUGCUGUGAGCCUGGCCUCGCCAGAGGAACGGGGGCUCAGUCAGGGCGGCGGUGGCGGCUGCUGGCCAGCCAUUGGUCUGGAUCUUGUGUAUCAUCAAAGGCCCCCACCUGAAAUCCUGGUGUGCUGUUGCCGCUACUGACCUUGAUAUUCCAAUGCUCAGGGCUGCUCAGUGUUAACCCGGGAUUAAGACCAGAGUAUUUAAACAGCUGGAACCACAGUAUUAAGUAAAUCAAAACAUCCUACUGCACUACAGUAGUAAGACACCACUUUGCCUUGCUGAAGGAAUCUGGAACGUUGAAUCUUAGCCAAAUAUUCAAAAUGGUAAUGCAGAGGUAUCUCCUAACAUAUGUGGGAGUGGUGCUCACUUUAUCCCCUCAUCACUUCAUCAGAGCUAUUGAAGUCCCUCGAGAUUCAAGUAUUCAAGAUGAAUUAUUUCAGCCCCCGACUAUUACAAAACAGUCUGUGAAGAAUUAUAUUGUAGAUCCAAGAGAUAACAUAAACAUUGAAUGUGAAGCCAAAGGCAACCCUUUUCCUACAUUUACAUGGACACGAAAUGGGAAGUUCUUCAAUUAUGGAAAGGACCCAAGAGUAACCAGGAGAAGCAAAUCGGGUACACUUAGCAUUGACUUCCGCAGUGGUGGUAGGCCAGAGGACUAUGAGGGGGAAUAUCAGUGUUUUGCUCAGAAUCGCCUCGGGACAGCCAUUUCCAACAAAAUCGUCCUGCAGGUUUCAAAGUCACCUUUGUGGCCAAAAGAAAACUUGGACAUCCAAGAGGUUCAUGAAGGUGCUCCGCUUAUCUUGGCAUGCAAUCCCCCUCCUGGACUGCCACCUCCUGCUAUUUUCUGGAUGAGUAGCUCCAUGGAGUCAAUUCACCAGGACAAGCGUGUCUCCCAGGGACAGAAUGGUGACUUGUAUUUCUCCAAUGUCAUGCAGGAGGAUGCGCUGACUGACUACAGCUGUAAUGCUCGCUUUGCCUUCACCCAUACCAUUCAGCAGAAAAAUCCUUACACUCUCAAGGUCCUGACCAAGCAUCCCCAUAAUGAAACGUCCUUUCGAAAUCACACUGACAUGUACAGUGCUCGAGGUGUUACUGAAAGGCAUCCCAGCUUUAUGUAUCCUACUGGGACCUCAAGCAGUCAGAUGGUUCUGAGAGGGGAGGAUCUCUUGCUGGAAUGUAUUGCGUCAGGAGUCCCAACACCAGACAUCAUAUGGCACAAGCGGGGAGGGGAGCUCCCAGUAGGUAGGAUCAGUUAUGAAAACUUCAGAAAAGCGCUUCGUAUUGCUAACGUCUCUGAGGAAGAUUCUGGUGAAUAUUUCUGCUUAGCAUCCAACAAAGUGGGCAGUAGCCGCCACACAGUCUCGGUGAGAGUGAAGGCUGCUCCUUACUGGUUGGAUGAACCAGAGAAUCUUGUUUUGGCUCCUGGUGAGGGUGGGAGGCUGAUUUGCCGAGCCAAUGGUAAUCCAAAGCCUUCAAUCCAGUGGCUGGUGAACGGAGAACCAAUAGAAAGUUCUCUUCCUAAUCCAAGCCGUGAAGUAAAGGGAGACACUGUUAUGUUCCGGGAUGCCCAGAUUGGCAGCAGUGCUGUGUACCAAUGCAAUGCUUCUAAUGAACAUGGGUACCUGUUAGCCAAUGCCUUUGUCAGUGUAUUAGAUGUUUCUCCUCGGAUCCUUGCUCCUCGUAACCAGCUGAUGAAAGUGAUUCAGAACAACAGAACUCUUCUGGAUUGUCCAUUCUUUGGGUCCCCAAUCCCUACAACACGAUGGUUCAAGAAUGGCCAAGGAAACACUCUGCAUGGUGGCAACUAUAAGAUGCAUGAGAAUGGAACUCUGGAAAUUAUCAUGGCUCGAAGAGAAGACCAGGGAACGUACACUUGUGUGGCAACUAAUAUUCUGGGCAAAGCAGAAAUCCAGGUUCGCCUGGAAGUCAAAGACCCAACUAGGAUCACCACUGGACCAACUGAUACAGUUCCAAAGAAGGGUUCUACGAUUCAUUUAUCAUGCAGAAUAAAAUAUGAUUCCACCCUGAAACUUACAGUUACCUGGCUCAAGGAUGACAGUAUCCUGUACAUAGGAAACAGGAUGAAGAAGGAUGAAGAUGGCUUGACAAUAUAUGGAGUGUCUGAAAAAGAUCAAGGGUAUUACACUUGUGUAGCCAGCACUGAGCUAGAUAGAGACACUGCCCGAGCCCAUCUCACUGUUCUAGCUGUCUCAGCUUCUCCUGUUAACCGCAUGACAACUUUCCCCAAAGCCCGGCCAGAGCGUCCCCGUGACCUUGAGCUAACAGACCUUGCUGAAAGGAGCGUACGCUUGACAUGGAUACCUGGCGAUGACAACAACAGCCCCAUCACAGAUUACAUUGUGGAAUUUGAAGAGGAUAAAUUACAACCAGGAGUUUGGCACAACCAUUCCCGUUAUCCAGGAAGUGUCAACUCUGCUGUUCUGCGCCUUGCACCCUAUGUCAACUACCAAUUUCGAGUAAUAGCUGUGAAUGAAGUAGGAAGCAGUUAUCCCAGCUUGCCUUCUGAGCGAUACCAAACAAAUGGAGCACGUCCAGAAAUUAAUCCCACAGGAGUUCAAGGGGCAGGAACAUCAAAAAAUAACAUGGUUAUAUCAUGGACGCCACUAAAUGCAACUCAAGCUUAUGGCCCCAGGCUCAAAUAUAUUGUGAAAUGGAGAAGAAGAGACACACGAGAAAGCUGGAGCAAUGUAACUGUCAGUGGUGAUGUCAACAAAUACACAGUUACACAGACGCCUACCUAUGUGCCCUAUGAGAUCAAAGUGCAGGCAGAGAAUGAGUUUGGGAGAGCUCCAGAACCUGAUGUUGUCAUCGGCUACUCAGGGGAAGAUUAUCCCAAGGCUGCUCCCACUGAUAUUAGACUCAGAGUUUUAAACAGUACAGCAAUCAGCCUGCAGUGGACUAAAGUGUACCCGGAUACCAUCCAGGGACAGCUUAAGGAAUACAGAGCCUAUUACUGGAGAGAGAGUAGUUUUCUGAAGAAUCUAUGGGUCUCCAAGAAAAGGCAGUCUGAGAGUUUUAUUGGAGACCGAACACGGGGCAUAGUGUCCCGGCUGUUUCCUUACAGCAACUACAAACUGGAGAUGGUUGUAGUCAAUGGGAGAGGAGACGGGCCUCGAAGUGAAAUUAAGGAGUUCACAACACCUGAAGGAGUACCCAGUUCUCCAAGGUAUUUCAAAAUCCGCCAACCAAACCUGGAAACCAUCACUUUGGAAUGGGAGCACCCUGAACAUCCUAAUGGCAUUCUUAUCGGAUACACCCUUAGAUACCAAGCCUUUAAUGGAUCCAAAACUGGCAGAACAAUUCUAGAGAGCUUCUCUCCUAAUCAGACAAAGUUUUUAAUCCAGCGGACGGAUCCUGUAUCGCGCUAUAGAUGCGACCUGCGUGGCAGGACACAGAUUGGGGAAGGGGAGCCUGCCAAAGGGGAGUCACCAUCUCAUUUGAAUGAAGCAUAUGCUAAGAACCAAGGUGACAUUGCAACUCAGGGUUGGUUUAUUGGACUGAUGUGUGCCAUUGCUCUGCUGGUCCUCAUUUUGCUGAUAGUUUGCUUCAUUAAGAGAAGCAGAGGAGGGAAAUAUCCAGUGCGAGAAAAUAAAGAUGUGCCCCUGGACCCUGAUGACCAGAAAGUAGAUAAUGGAUCAUUUGAUUACAGGUCUCUUGAAAGUGAUGAAGACAACAAGCCAUUACAGGGCAGUCAGACCUCAUUAGACGGCACGAUAAAGCAACAAGAAAGUGAUGACAGCUUGGUGGACUAUGGUGAAGGUGGUGAAGGGCAGUUCAAUGAGGACGGCUCCUUCAUUGGUCAGUACACAGUCAAGAAGGACAAAGAAGAGACAGAAGGCAACGAAAGCUCAGAAGCCACAUCACCAGUUAAUGCUAUCUACUCCCUGGCAUAAUGCAACACCACUGAAACAGCAACAACAAAAAGAUAUGUAGUGAUGUGGGUUGGCAAAGUCACCAAUGGUACCAGAAAGUAACCAGAGCAGGACAACAGAGACCAAACACAAAACACAUCAGGUGGUCACCAGCGCCAUCAUCUCUUUAGGAAACAAAGCAAAUGGCAUCAAGCUGCUGAAGUGAUCAUACUGCAGCUGAAAUCUGAGCUGAUCAGCAGGAGAUCAGCAGGAGAGCAGGAUGCACAGAUUCUAUGCCCCCAGGCUUCAGAACGUGGACUGAAAUAAACACCCCUCUAUGCCCCUAUGUUUACUUUGUGAGAUAAUGCAACUCCUUUCAUUAAUAAUGUACAUGGCUGAGGUUUUUUUUUUUUUAAAGGAUUCAAAGUUGCUGUCAAGUGAGGGGGGGAGUACCCAAACAUGUAAAAAAUCUGAAAUAAGGGUAGGGGAGAUGAUAGCGAGGCUUCAUAGGCUAACAAUAGCAUGAAACCACAAUGAAGAAGCAAUUAGCUACUAGCAAAAAUGACCAGCUAUUUUAUAAAUGGGAAAUGUUCUGGUGAUUUACUUUUGUUGGAGGUCAGUUCAGCCAAGCCUUAGCUUAUAAACCUCACCAAAUAAGUUGUAUGACACUCGUUUUUAUAUGAUGAAAUGGUCUUGCAUUUGGCUCCAGGGUGGAAGCCGUUCACCGAAGGAUGGGAUGGCUUAUGGGAGAUGUUUGCAUUGACGAAAACUGUUUCGGAUUUCAGUGCUAUAAUUCAAAUAUGCGUUCUGAUGCAAGUGCCAAUGUGCGGCUUCACUUUCUCCAUGCUACUUGGCAUUUUUUUCAAAGGGUUAAAUGGGAAAAAUGCAUCCUUCUGCUAAUCCAGUGCAGAACUGAGGGACUGUGAAUAAUUUCUGGGCGGGCAGGGAAGCUGAUCUCUUUCUUUUAUCCUAAAAGCAGUUAGUGCUGCUUUGUGCAGACACAUGGUGUUAACUACCAUCCUGUAAACCUGAAUGUAGUAGGAAAGGGACAAUGGGUGACUAGAGGAAGAACACACACACACACACACACACCAUAUAUUCUUUCCUACUGCUGAUUUUAAAAAUAUGGUACCAACUAAGAAUUCACUAACCUGACAUUGGCCCUGUCAGUCAUUGUUGUGAAAAGUUCAGGGAUUCCUGUCCCUAGGUAUGUUUGAUAUAAAAGGACACGUGCACUCUGAACCAAUCUGGACUAGUCCAUCUUUGCAUCAUUUUAAGGUAAAAGCUACACUUCAUCACAUUCAGGGGCCUCUUAUUCUCCUGCACCCAUACACACACACUCACUUGAGUCCAUUAGCCUAAAGAAGGCCUUUGCAGUUUUAAAUAAUCAGCAGCAUGCAGCUCACACUCUCUCAUUAGUUACACAUGGAAGGCACCCAAGGCAAGCUAACAUAUUAUAACACCCAGUAACCCUGGUUUUUUUUCAGAUACAUAUUAUGUUGUUACAAAGUUCUUUCAUAUAUGCCUUAAACAGCUUCAUGCUUUCCCUGAAGCUUAAUAAACUAUGAAUAUUUACCCAUAGAUUUAAGUCCCUGGUGUGAUGGUCUGUAAUCUGUCCAUGCUGUACUAAUAAGGAGGCUUGUCAAAGCAGACAGAGCAUGGAUCCUUGUAGAAGGUAGAAUCUCUGUAUAUUACACAGCAUUCAAUGCAAUACAAUACAUGUUUUUUUUUCAUUUGCAGCACUGAAGGUAGCCAAACAGAAAACUUGGAAGUCUACAGCCAAUUUCACACCUGUAAACUGAUGGUAUUUAACAAGAAACAUCUCAAUAUGUUUUAGCAUGAUGCUAGGAAUAAUAUGGCUUGGCUUUCUGAGAAGAUUGGUUCAGUAAAGGCAUUCAACUUUUCCUAAGAAGUCUGGAUACUAAUACAUUCAUUUUAUAUUAGCAAUUGAAUGCAUAUACCACCUGCAUAUGGACUUGUAAAUCUGCUUGCAGGAAAAUCAAUGUGUACUCACUUUACAGAUGAAAAUGGGGACAGGUACCUCUUUGGCUGUACAUGAGAAUUAAUGCACAUACAAAAACCCUCACGUGUCACAGUACAUGGACUGUACAUGCAUUCACUGUCACUUGUGAACAGGGCUAUUGUUAGGUUUAAUAAAUUCAGCUAAAGCUUUAAUGCAGCCAUGCAGCAUUACAGAAUUACUCAAGCGGAGCCUCUGCAGAAGCCACGCAAAGGAAUGUGGAGACAGGAUGGUUGUGUUGUCUGACUGACCUGGAUUUCUUACCCCACCCCACUUCACCCCUAUGUAAAACAGGUCAGAUUACAGUAUGUUAAUAGUAUAGUCAGAACAUCUCAUAACCCCAGAUUUUUUACAUACUUAACUGAUUCAAGCUGCAGUACAAGUCACCCUUCAUGGUGAAUUUGUCAACUUUGCACCACUCCCAGGAUAUUGCUUUGACUAUCUGGAAUUGAAACUAGUCCAUAAUGGGCUAAUGUGGAAUUGAUCAAGGAGUGAUGCCAAAUGAACCACACCAUGAAAAAAGCAACCAUUUGACAGCAUACUAGGGCAACAAGUUAAUAGUGCCAAGAUGAAGUCAACACAGCAAAGCAUCAUUCCACAUUACAUAUAGGGGCUACUGCCUCGAAAUGUAAAGAAACACUCUCACUGAUAGAACAAGAUAACUUUGACUCUAUAGCAAUUAAUUAGAGAAAACCAAACAUCCCAAAGUUGCAGUUCUGUGCAUAAGUUAUUUGGGAGUAAGUUGCAUUGCUCAAAGUGAAAUUUACUUCCAAGUAAACAUGCGUAGGAUUGAGCAAUUAGCCACUUUUAUAUGGGAUGUGUUUUAGAGAACGCAACUGAGGCUCUCAGCUGUACCUAGCCUAAUUAUGUGCUAGAGCUAUGCAUUCUUUUCUUCUCUCCCAAGCCAUUGCCCUACCAUCUGUUUGAAGAAGAUUACAAUAAGAGGUUUGUGUAUUGCUUUUCAGUGAUGACCUCAGAAAAUGUAGGGGUGCAUUUCAGGAGCUGAAUAAAGAUUAGAAAAAUAUUUUUAAAGACUAGAUGAUGCUGUGUUCUUUGGUUCUCAGACUGUAGCAGACAGUAGGGAUCUGUAACACUAUUAGUAAAGGUUUGUGUCACCAGGUUUGUGUUCUGAUUUCAGAAGAAAGUGAAGUCUCAGCAAAUAAGAUUGAUAUAUAAUAAUAUCAGCCAAUGGAGUUAACCUAUGCCUCAUGUUUAAAAGAUGAGAUCUGAAUUCAGGAGAGACAUAUUUUACGGCAAAGAAUUCAAGAGCAUCUGUGCUGUAUUAGGCAAACAGUCCAUCUUGCUUCACAUAGCAGAUAUCCAGCUACACCCAGAAAGCCUCCAAGUAGGCACAGUAGCCAAAGCCUUCAUGAAGCACUGAUAUUCAGAGGGUUAUUGCCACUGAACAUGAAGGCUGAAUUUAGUUAUCAUAGCUAGAAGCCAGUGAUAAAAUUGUCCUCCAUGAAUCUGUCUAAAUCCAGUUUAAAGCCAACUAAGCUAAAAACAAACAUUGCAGUCUGUGCCAGCAAAAUUCAAGUUAAUUAUUCUUUGAGUGAAGUAUUUUGUUUUGUCUUUCAUGAAUCUAUAUCGGUCCAUAAUGCUAAAGACUAUAAAGAACUGAACAGAGUUCAACCAAUAUAUUUCUCUAAUGGGUGUUAAGGAUCUAGGGAAAGUUGUUCCCUGUUAUAAGACCAUCAUGGGAUCUGUAAUAAGGAUGGACUGGAGAAAAAAAGCAUGUUGCUUUCCUAAAGUGUUGUUAAUUUGCCAGUGAGUAACUCAUACCUUGCCAAAUGUAUGAAGCUAAAUCUCAGAUAUUCUUAGCACCUUAUUUUAAUGUGUAUCAAAUAUUAUAUACUUUUUGCACUGUCAUUCUGUGCACACACAUUUAGGAUUAAAUCAAUUGCAUCUAGGUUCACAUGCAAACACAUGUCAGAUACUCAGCACAGAUACUAGAAGCAGACCGAUUUAUAUGCUCCCUGCAAGCUUUUUAUAAAGUUCUGCUUACUUAAGGGUUCACAUUUACAGUUACACUGGUAUGUCUGGAUAUAUUGUGCCAAUGUGGGUUCCAAUACAAAAUGAGUUGCUUAUCCUUGAGAAAUUGCUUCAGGAGUUUGGCUAAAAAAUAUUUAGCUAUGUAUGUGCCAGCAAAGUACUAGGGUUUUUUCCAAAUGUUUUGAAAAAACUGGAGUUUCUUAGGCUGGUGUAUUUAUCCUAGCAAGGGAAGAGAACAUGUUACCAUGUAGUCACUAUUUAUGACUCUUGUACAACCACAUUCCAAACACUGAGUGUGCAAGGAUCUGACAGAAAUUAUGCAAGGAUCUGACAGAAAUUACGAAUAGCAAUUGCAUUUGUUGUACAAACAUAAAUCACCUGGAAAUGCUUUUUUAUUGGAUAUUGAAGAAACCAAGCAGUUAAGCAAGGUGUGACAUGAACUGAAAGUUAAGGUAGCGUUUACAUAAUAAGAAAGCUGGCAGUCAUAGGUAGACUUUAUUUUGGUUUUUUUGUACUUAAAAUAUUCAGAUCCUGCCUCAUCUGCAAUGUCUGGAAUGGCUUCCAACAACAAAAAUAGAUUAUAAUAAAAUGCAUGUAACACCAUCUGAAGAAACAAGGAUCUUGCAGAACUUGGCACAAUGUAAAUUCUGUCACAGAUAUAACAUGAUAAAAACUUCAGACGCCAUAUCACCCUAGAUAUGAGCAAUCUUGUCUGGUUUUGAAAGCUAAUCAGGAUGAAGCCUGGUUAGCACCCAGAUGGCGAAAAUAUUUAGGAAGCAUGUAGUGUGCUUUGUUAGGCUGGAAGCAGAACAGAUAUCAUAAGAUGUGCAGUAAUGUUAGUAUCACUUUGCUUGUUUAUUAUAUAUGGGUGCAUGGCCCAAACAGGAUUGGAGGCCGUCAAAGAGUAAGAUUCUAUCCGUGUAUCUAAUCUGUAUUAUGAUCUUCUCACAAAGAGUUCAGGGUAGCAGACACAGAUUCACCCCAUUUCCCAAAAUUAUGAUUGAUAACAAGCUGAACUCUAUACUCAUGAUACUAGUGGAGAAGCAUUUUCCUUUCACAAUAGUUUGGGCACCACACAAGGCUACUGCUGGCAUAUACUAACCAAACACGUCAGUUACAGGACUACCAGUAUGAAAAGUCUUCUUUGCAUUGCACCUGUUCUUAGACUUAAGAGAUUUGAACAACAGAGCAAGCAAUACAACCAGCUACUGUUGAACCAUUAAUCAAGGUUCUAACCAAGUCUAGGCCACCAACUAACAAGGCUCCUGAGAUUUUAGCCCCUUAUUGUGUAUGGAUAGCCAAAGUGCUUUCCAUGUACCAUUGUGCUGACUUAUAGAUACAGAUAUUGACCCUGAUCUCCAGUGUUCAUCCCUUAUCUGCAGUGGUAUUCCAAAAGGCUCAACUCUCUAAACAUUAACAGCUCACAAGUAUAGAAGUAAUUAAAAUAUCAUCUCAUCUAAGCAUCUAUGUUUAAUUCCAUGUUUUCAAUAACUAAAUAUCUGAACUGCACCUCAAACAUAUGCUCCAUACUCCAAGGAAAACAGAGUGUUUCACAUGUUGUCACUGGGCUCCGUUGCUGUGAACAAGUUGAGCCAGUGAGUUCAAACGUGAGGCAACAUCUUGGACUGAAAGACAUUUUCAUUCAUUCAAUGCAUUUAUACCACACCUUCCCAGUGGAGAUGCAAAGCAGUUUACAUGGUUUUCUCUCCUCUGUUUUAUCCUCACAACAACCCCGUCAGGAAGAUUAGGCUGAGAGAGAGAGAAACUAGGUCACUGAGUAAGCUUCCAUGGCAUAGCAGGAAUUCAAACUUGAGAAUCUGAUAUCCAUCAGUACACCACACACUAGAACUGAUUUAGUGUUUGUGGCCUUGGAAAGGACAUGUAUUCCCUCUCCUUCUGCAGAAUGUUAGAGUGUGAAGAGUCUGCUUUACAUGCCAAUGAUGUGAGAAUGCUGGCUAAUUUUCUUCUCAAGUGGUUGGCUGGGUGACUGAAUAGAUUUGUACAGAGAUGCUUGAAUUGUACAAAGGCUGUGAUGAAGCCAACAGCAAAUGUGCACAGGCCAGGGCCAUCCUGACAUUGCCUUCUCCUCUACUCAAUUUCUACCCUGCAGAAAUGACCUGUAGGUCAACUAACAUAACAGAAUCCCAACCCUGUUAAUUGACCUGCCAAUUAUGCCCUGGAUUCAUGGAUCUAAACAAGAUGAAGCACAUAACCUAUUAGAAGUAUCUGUGGGGAAUGACAAAGGUGAUGGUCAUUACUGAUUUUACCUGACUCAUAUGCAUGUUUUACCUGACUCAUGUGACCUAUUGUGGCCUUUCCCCAUCCUGACUUACAGCUGCAGGAAAAGGAAAACCUUACUUUCAUUUCCUGGAAGGUUGCAAAUAAAAAAGGUAGGUCUAAACAGAACCAGGACUUUGAUCUAUAAAAUAAUUGUCCAUUGCAUUUGUCUUCAUUCUGUGCUGGCAUCAAAAGGCAUCAGCUAAGCAAUAAGACCUGUUUUCUCUUCUGCACUGCAGCUCAUCUUAAUAAUGGGAGCCAGCAAAGGUUUUUCUGCUAUUAUAGACUUGCAGAAUGUUGCUUGGUUCUCCAUUUUAUCCAGGAGUGCCUGUCUCUCAGAGUAUAUCCCUUUCUAGUAAAUAUCAUGCUUUGAUAGUAAUGUCAGAAGGCAGUCUUGGACCCCCUCAUGUUGAAUUGAAAAAAGCAAGGAGACCUUCCAGAGCAAUGUGGAGGUUUCAGACACUUCCCACCAAGAAAUUAUUGGUGUUUUUGGUUUUGUCUGUUUUUAAUUUGUAAAUAUCCACACAUACACACACCAUCUCCCUAACGGCUCCCCGUUUAUUUGCCUUCUAUGAAAAAACUGGAAAGAUGGGAAAUAUUGUGUUAAUUUGCUUUCCAAUAGAUGAAUGCAUAUCUGAAGCUGAAAAAUGAUUUACAGUGAAUAGAUUUACAGAUUAUGGAGACAUGUUUAAUAUAUGGAGUGCAUGAACUAUUUGGGAAAAAAGGCCAAAAUAUUCAGAAAUCUUUUUAAAUCACUGUAAAAAAAUCCUGAUUUUUUUUGUAUAAAGAACACUAAACAUAAUAAAAAAUAUUGUUCAGAA
Sphaerodactylus townsendi is the source of this 11157-nucleotide messenger RNA. RefSeq names its product neurofascin (gene NFASC). Gene Ontology annotation, biological process: brain development; cell-cell adhesion. NCBI's taxonomy places the organism in Eukaryota, Metazoa, Chordata, Lepidosauria, Squamata, Sphaerodactylidae. Bases 496 to 4089 code for a protein of 1197 amino acids. The transcript has 31 exons. Gene Ontology annotation, molecular function: cell-cell adhesion mediator activity. The record is from RefSeq and is a predicted model, not a curated record.